AUGUAAAAAGUACAUAUUGCUGCUUUUACAGACGACAAAGUUUUUAUUAAUUUACUAGAUGUAUUUAUGAAUUAUUUAUAAUUUUCAGAAAGAAAUCGAAAGACACGUAAAGGAGUAUUAUGAAAAAGAUCAAACUAAUAAUGAAAAUAAAAAUUUGACAAAUUAUAAGAAGAAUAAUAAGCAAUUUUACUCCUUCUCAAUUUUAUAGAAAAAUAACAUUGUUGUUAAGGAUCAUAAAAAAAUAAUUCUAAAAACAUUUCGCAACAACACCAAAUUAUUUGAUAUUAAUUAAGACUAAUUUAAUGACAUUCCUCUAUCAGAAAGGUUGGCUAAAAGAUGCAAUAUUGCUUAGCGGAAUUGUUAUUUUGGACUAAAAACCCAAACUCAAUAAACUCAAAGAUCAGAAUUUAAAUCAAUAAACGAAGAAAUAAUUUCAUCUGGACUAAGUAGAACUUAAAGAAAUAAUAAAAUGGAUAUAAUUUAAGAAAGAAUAGAUACGUAAUUAUAUAUUAAAUAAAAAAGAUGUAAGGAAUACUUAUGUAAAGAAUAAUAAAGAUUGAAAUUAGUUGAAGAAUAGAUUGAAAAAAAUCAGUUUAUACUAGAUGAGCUAGAUUAAGAGCUUGAAAUAGUGAAUAGUAAUAAAGCAAUUUUUAGCUCUAUAAAAAAUUUAGAUUAACAAAUGUAUAAAAAUGAGCUUAAUUUUAUAAACUACAAAAAAGUAACUUAAGAGUUAUACGAAUUUAUACAAUAAACUUAAAUAAAGUAUUUUAAGAAAUAAUAAGAAUUUAUUUAUCCAUUUAUUGAGAAUUUUAAAAAUGAAUUAAAUUUUAUGCUUCUUGAAUAUGAAUCAUAAAUUUAAUAAACUUAAAUAAAAUGA
Messenger RNA from Paramecium sonneborni, 877 nucleotides. The record is from the annotation of a GenBank genome assembly. NCBI's taxonomy places the organism in Eukaryota, Ciliophora, Oligohymenophorea, Peniculida, Parameciidae.